Protopterus annectens (West African lungfish) is the source of this 927-nucleotide messenger RNA. RefSeq names its product transmembrane epididymal protein 1A-like. The coding region runs from base 1 to 927 and encodes 308 amino acids. The record is from RefSeq and is a predicted model, not a curated record. NCBI's taxonomy places the organism in Eukaryota, Metazoa, Chordata, Ceratodontiformes, Protopteridae. The transcript has a single exon.
AUGGGAACUUUCAUAGGACACAUCUCUCCUGGACUAGCAUUCUUUUCAUUUGGGAUUUUAUAUGCUUUUCGGUACUCAUGGGCAGUGGUGACAGGUGCAGUGACAAUGCCGCAAAAUUAUUCACUAGCGCAGAAGGUGGGCACACAGGGAUUAUUAAAGAGACUUCCUCUUGAAGGGAUCAUGAAGGUAAUUUAUGGUACUCUUGCAGCCUCCGCUGAGUUUUUUUAUCCUCCUGGCACAAAUAAGCUUCAGAUUUAUGAUCGUUCAUCUCAUGAUUUGCACUUCAUGCAUCCCAAUGAAUGGCAGCAUUUCACAAUGUACUGCUACUUUGCCAUCAGUGGAUGGGUGGACAUAAUUAGCCAGACCUGCCUUCCAAGAAGACAAAUCAUUCUGGAAAAUGUUGCCAUCACUGUAGCAUUCUACAUUGAGGCUCUCCUCCUUUUCUUCCACAGACAUGGAAAAGGAGUGGUAGAGAUUACCGUCCAUGAACUACUACUACUCACCUGCUGCUUCAUCUGUGUGAUUCUCACUGUAGAGAUUUGGCACUCUGGGGACCGUGUGCUGUGCUUUGCCAAAACAUGUCUUGUUCAGAUUCAAGGUACGUGGUUGUUCCAUGCAGCAUUCAUCCUCUACAAACCAGCCACAGGGAAGCCAUGGAAAGAUGAUGAUAUGAGCAAUGUCAUGUUUGUCACCACAUUUUAUGGAUGGCAUAUUGUGCUAAAUGCUGUGCUGUUAGCUGCCAUUUAUGGUUUGGUGGUGGUUUUACACACCAUAAAACCACCACAGACCUGGAUGAAACUUAAGGGACACUCUGAAGUAUGCCACAUGGGCUUCAAAGGCUUGCCAAAAAGUCUGCAAAAAAUGGAGUAUGCCAGAAUUAACACAGCAGAAACAGAGGCAUUAGCCAAUGAAGAUGAAGAGUUGUAA